This is a messenger RNA of Dipodomys spectabilis (banner-tailed kangaroo rat), 3790 nucleotides long. It is a transcript of the gene Prelp, whose product is annotated as proline and arginine rich end leucine rich repeat protein. Lineage: Eukaryota; Metazoa; Chordata; Mammalia; Rodentia; Heteromyidae. Gene Ontology annotation, cellular component: extracellular exosome. The coding region runs from base 143 to 1279 and encodes 378 amino acids. The transcript is spliced from 3 exons. The record is from RefSeq and is a predicted model, not a curated record. Gene Ontology annotation, molecular function: protein binding; heparin binding.
AAAAGUCAGGCAAACAGCACGCACGCACCACUGGGAGAUCAGAACUCAGAGCUGGCUCUCGGCUCUGAGGAAGAGAACUCUCGGUGGGGAGGAAGAGAGCUGCCCCAGAGCUCCAGGACGGGCAGGUGUGCACAGGUGGAUCAUGAGGUCAUCCCUCUGCUGGCUCCUCCCACUGCUCCUCAUCUUGGCCUCAGUGGUCCAAGGUCAGCUAACGAGACAAAAACCCGGGAUCAGGCGCAAGCCCAGGCCCAGGCCCACACCCAGCUUUCCUCAGCCCGAUGAGCCAGCAGAGCCUACAGACCUGCCUCCCCCACUGCCUCCUGGGCCUCCGUCUGUCUUCCCUGACUGUCCUCGGGAAUGCUACUGCCCCCCUGACUUCCCAUCGGCCCUUUACUGCGAUAGCCGUAACCUGCGCAAAGUCCCCGUCAUCCCACCCCGCAUCCAUUACCUCUACCUCCAGAACAACUUCAUCUCUGAGCUCCCCGUGGAGUCCUUCAGGAACGCCACAGGCCUGAGGUGGAUCAACCUGGACAAUAACCGAAUCCGCAAGGUGGACCAGAGGGUGCUGGAGAAGCUCCCUGGCCUGGUGUUCCUCUACAUGGAGAAGAACCAGCUGGAAGAGGUGCCCUCGGCCCUGCCCCGGAACCUGGAGCAGCUGAGGCUGAGUCAGAACCACAUCUCCAGGAUCCCACCCGGUGUCUUCAGCAAGCUGGAAAACCUGCUGCUCCUGGAUCUACAGCACAACAAGCUGAGUGAUGGCGUCUUCAAGUCAGACACCUUCCAGGGCCUCAAGAACCUCAUGCAGCUCAACCUGGCCCACAACAUCCUGAGAAAGAUGCCACCCAAGGUCCCCUCGGCCAUUCACCAGCUCUAUCUGGACAGCAACAAGAUCGAGACCAUCCCUAAUGGAUACUUCAAGGGCUUCCCCAACCUUGCUUUCAUCCGGAUGAACUACAACAAGCUGUCAGACAGGGGGCUCCCCAAAAACUCCUUCAACAUCUCCAACCUGCUGGUGCUUCACCUGUCCCACAACAAGAUCAGCAAUGUGCCUGCCAUCAACAACAAGCUAGAGCACCUGUACCUCAACAACAACAGCAUUGAGAAAAUCAAUGGGACACAGAUUUGCCCCAACAACCUUGUGGCCUUCCAUGACUUCUCCUCGGAUCUGGAGAACGUGCCCCACCUGCGCUACCUACGGCUGGAUGGGAACUUCCUGAAGCCCCCCAUCCCGCUGGACCUCAUGAUGUGUUUCCGCCUCCUGCAAUCCGUGGUCAUCUAGGCCUUGCCGUGGGCUGGACCUCCUCUGACCACGCUUGAAGGCUGGUGGCCCAGGCACAGUGCCCACCAUUUUCCUCUGCCUCCUCCUCUUGCCCUCAGCUUUGCUUCUUUUCUCUCCUAUUUCUGAGGAUUGGAAAUGUCAUGUGCUCUGCUGCAGCUCUGGGGCAAGACUUCUCAAGGCUUCAUUUGGCUCCACCCAAUUCAAACUCCUCCCCGAACCCUGCACACCCAAACCACUGGUCUUUUGUGGUCUCCUUUCACUCCAGAAACCAGACUCCAUGUCCCUUCCCCUCCCCUCUUCCAUCCAUCACUCCUGAGUAAGGCUGGACCACAGACUGACAUCUGAUCUUGGUUGGGCCAAGUGAGAAGCAAAGAUGGUUCUGGCAGCCUGGAGGUGAGCUUUGGAAAGUCCCACUGGAGAUUCUGCUAUCUUGGGCAACUCUGCCUCAAAAAAAAGGCUGAGAAACCCAACCAAAGAUCCCUUCUUCAAAACUGCUACUCUACCACCCUCUUCCCUGGCUACCAGGCACUGCUCUCUGCCCACCCAGGUUCUCUGGGCAGGAAAUAAGGGAAUGACUGAGGCAGGGCAGAGGGCCAGGGUGCCGGCAAGCGCUAGCCACUGGCCAUCUGUGCCCAGAAAUGAGUUAGAAGCCCCUCCUCUGCCUCCAGGAUGAAUAUAGCACACACCCUCCUAGCUGGGCCUCAGAGGAGCCACCGAGGAGAGCUUCUUGAGGAUCUAGACUUCAGCUAGAAGGAGAGGGCUGGGGGUCAGAGCCCCAGGAUGAGCCCCACGGGGGUGUCAAUGAAUCCUGUGGCCACUCCUGCCCAACCCCGAUAAGUGGCCCGAGGCCCUGGGGAACAGAGUUCACAGGGGAAGGUCAAGAGGAGCCACUCUCCCCUCCCCUUGCCCCAUCUGUUCUCUAUUAGGGCAGAAGGCCCAGUCAUUUCCACCCCUGAGGGAGUGGAGGGUUCUGAGACACUGGGAAGAAGGGGCGGGGCACCUGGAAAUCUCCCAGGAGCCUCUGCGGCAUUGGAACGCUGCCUCCAUCUCGGAGACAGACCCAUGAGUGACACCUGGUGGCAGCUGACGGUGGCAGCUGGCUCCAGUCUUCUCGCCUCUUCCUGGCAUCUGGUAUUCCAAGGUCACAGAGCUGGCAGGUUCCAGCUUGGGAGAGCCAGGGGUGGCAUGCUUGGGGCCCCCCCUCCUCUAGUGGGGCUCAUUCCCAUGGUGAGGGACCACCACUGGGAAACUUUUGGGAGCCCAGUGACCUUGCCAGAUCUCUUCUGCUCUUACUUACCACAUAUGGAAACCCAGGCAAGCCCCACCCCCCUCCCAAGCGGUCCCACACUGUAAAGCGAAUCCUAAUGCAGGAUGCAUCCUAACUACUACUACCCUUCCCUUGCAAUAAUUUAUUCUCUAUUCCUAACCCAGAGGUGUCCCCAUCCUCCUUACCUGGUCCAGGUAGUAGUCGCUUGGCAGGUCUCCUUGCCUUCAGCAUCCCCCUUAACUUUCUCCAGAGGAUGCUGACCCCCUACUGUCCCCAGAGUAUGGGUUUUGGUGAAGAAUUUAAGGAUCUAGAAGCAAGACAUAAUAUGCACCCUAAAAAGGUAAGCUGAGUGUUUUACAAGAAAUUGAGUUAGCCAGGAGCCAGUGGCUCAUGCCUGUAAUCUAGCUACUCAGAGGACUGAGAUCUGAGGAUAGAGAUUCAAAGCCAGUCUAAGCAGGAAAAUCCAUGAGAUUCUUAUCUCCAGUGAAGCAGCAAAAAGAGGGAAGCAGCAGCAUGGCUCAAGAGGGAAAGCACCAGCUUUGAGUGAAAAAGCGAAAGAACUAAAAAUUAAAAUGAAAAGGUAAAAAAUAAAAACUGAAAUGCUAACAGCACUGACAGACACAAAUCCCCUUUACACACAGGCUGGUCUGUGCAGGACCCACUUCCUCACAGCCUCUCCGGCUCCACACCACUUCCCCUCUCUCCCUAGUUGCAGCUGGUUUCUCCAAGGCUCCCGCUUAAAGUCCAUUCACCUACAUGGCUGUAAGCAACCUGGUGCUAUGGCCUGGAUAAGCCCCUCUGCACCCUAUUCCCUCCUUCCCCCCUCAGCCCCUUUGGUGAGGCCAGGACAAGGGGGAACACUGCUCCCCUGGGGAUCCUGGUCUUGUAAACCUAAAUUGUUCAGUUUUUAGUAGCUACACCAUCCCAUCAUUCUAUAGGCUCAUCCUUGGGCCUCUGCUACCAGAAGCAUAGCGUUAAGUUAGCCUUGUAGUCCCCACUCCCCCACCUCACACACACGCAGUGUGCUCUCCUGGGUUUAGAAAGUCCCCCCCCCACCCCCGCUUUCCACAAGUUCACUCUCUCAGUGCUAUGGGCCUCCGUGUGUGCAGAUGUGUAGGAAGUGCGUAUGUACACGUAUCUGUACAUAUAUCUGUUCUCUCUGGAAGACCAUGUUAACUUUGUGAAACAACUUUCACACUUCAACACGCUUCAUAGAAGAGGAAAUAAAAUCAAAUGAAAAACAC